AUGGCCACCAUGGAUGAUGAGGACCUGGAAGCCUACUACCUCACACAGUACAGGCAGAAGCUCCUGCCCUUGCUCAGGAAACUCAGACUGACAGAGGAGGACUCCCCGUCUACACUUGUUCACCUCCAGGAGACGAAGAAACAACUCCAACAGAUGGAAAAGGCUCUGGAGGAGAAGAAACUGGCCUUCAAGGAGGGGAUGAAAGCCAUAGCCUGCCGGUGGAGAGACCUCCAUGACAAGGAGGCUCAGCUGAAAACCUACAUAGAGAAAUCUGGGACGAUUAUAGAGGAAAGGGAAAAGAUGAGAGUCCAAGCUCUGAACAAAGCCAUCAAAGAGAGAGAAGUGAAGAUGCAAAAGGAGACUGAGCUUUUGAGAGCUAAGAGGGAACUGGAAGCCCUGAAAAAUCAGCAUCAGAAACUCUACAACAGAGUGCAGAAGUACUCCAUCUUCAAGAAAUAUCUGGAUGAUGUGGUGAAGAUCUCACAGUUUGAGGAGAUGGAGGAUGUCAUUUGGCGCUACAAGACGCUGGUGAAGAUGCACAAUGACCUGCUGCACGCACAACAUAAGAACAAGGAAAUGACUGAGCAAGCCAAGGUGCUCCUGGACCAGUACACAGCAGAGAAAGAAGCUGAGAUCUUGCAGUACAAAACUGAACUGGUGCAGCUCCAACUACAUUUUGAUCAGGCUCGAAGUGACGUCCUCCUCUGGGAAACUCGCUGGGCCGACAUCCAGAACAUGACUGCCAAGAAAAACCAGGAACUGGCGACCAUCAAGUUGGCCAUCCUCAGCCUCUCCCAGUGCAUAAGCAUGCAGCUGAAAGCAAAAUUGAACGUGCCGGUGGAUGACAGCCACAGACAACUGGACAUGAUUCAGCAGUAUAUCCAAGACCACAUAGACAUCCUUACGGAGGUGUAA
Messenger RNA from Opisthocomus hoazin, 915 nucleotides. It is a transcript of the gene CCDC42, whose product is annotated as coiled-coil domain containing 42. NCBI's taxonomy places the organism in Eukaryota, Metazoa, Chordata, Aves, Opisthocomiformes, Opisthocomidae. Gene Ontology annotation, biological process: spermatid development. The record is from RefSeq and is a predicted model, not a curated record.